AUGUCCUCUUCUGCUCUGACUACGAUCCCGAUGGUCGCGACGGCUGAGGAAGCCAAGAGUCUUGUUGCUUCUCUGCGGCAAAUUCCAGGAAACAAAGUUUGCUUUGACUGUCCCAACAAAAGUCCGAGUUGGUGUAGCGUCAGCUAUGGCGUCUUUCUCUGCAUGGACUGCUGCGGCAGACAUCGCGGGCUCGGGGUGCACAUCUCUUUUGUGCGCUCCACGGAGCUCGACAUCUGGCGGCCGGAUGAGGCGCUGCGGGUGGCGUUGGGCGGCAACGCGGCCGCGCAGAAAUUUCUCCAGGAGCGCGGCAUCAUCGAUCGCAAGGCGUGGUACGGCACCCACGUCGGCACCGUCUACCGCAAGCAACUCGACCGAAGCGUCUCCGAGGCGCUGGCGGCCGUCUGCGGGAAUCUUGUCGGGGUCCCCCCUGAGGUGGCGGUUGUCGUCCUGAAAGGACGGUCGACCUCCGAAGAGGAGAGUCGGAUUACCGAGGGCUCCGGCCUGCUUCCCGCCUCGUCGUUCCCGGAGCUGGACGGGAGCGAGGGCAGCGCGGGGUCUUCCGUGCGGGUGACGCCGACCCUCGCUGGCCCCUCGAGGUUCGGUGGGGCGAAGAAAACCACCAAGCGAAGUUUCGGCCUUGCCGCCGCGCUAAAGCCGCUCGAGAAUGGAUCGAUCCAGGAGGCGAGCACGCCGGUGCCCACGGAGCUGCUCUACCGGACCCCGGCCGUGGAGCCCGCGAGGACGACCCUGGAGCGGCCGCCCCUUCCCAACCGGCCGAGCCCCUCUAAAAAACCUCUCGUGGCGUUGCGUGACGAAGGGGAGGAACCGGCGGAGGCCCACACCGGGCCGGACUUUCGUGGGAUGGGCAAUCAGGCCUUCGCGUCUGAAGCGGUGGGGAUGCGAUAUGGCGACGUGGAUGGGGAUCGUAACGGCAUCCUGACGGAGGCGACGGGUCAGAUGAGUCAAAUUUGGGAUUCACUGAAGAGCUCCGUUUCUGUGGCGCAAGAAAAGUAUGGUGAAACGCUUAAACGUUUUUUGGAUGAUUUUUAA
Messenger RNA from Phytomonas sp. EM1, 1050 nucleotides. The record is from the annotation of a GenBank genome assembly. Lineage: Eukaryota; Euglenozoa; Kinetoplastea; Trypanosomatida; Trypanosomatidae.